Molecule: messenger RNA, 8078 nt
Organism: Octodon degus (degu)
Lineage: Eukaryota; Metazoa; Chordata; Mammalia; Rodentia; Octodontidae
Gene: Scn1a
Product: sodium voltage-gated channel alpha subunit 1
Exons: 28
Coding region: 369-6029 (1886 amino acids)
Biological process (GO): membrane depolarization during action potential; neuronal action potential; sodium ion transmembrane transport
Cellular component (GO): voltage-gated sodium channel complex; plasma membrane; axon
Molecular function (GO): voltage-gated sodium channel activity
Source: RefSeq, a predicted model, not a curated record
UCCCAGCCCGCCUGCCUGCCUGCUGCUGCCAAUGCUUAUUCUUGCUGGUGAUGACAUUCAGCAAGCUCCCUAGCACCGAUGCUUCGUUAUGUAAGGCUGUCUAGGUCAAGUGUAGGAGACUCACUGCUGGCCUGUGGAAACUCAUGGAACUGUUUCUUCAGAUUAACACUUCAGGGGCUAUGGAAGCUGGAGGAAGCUGAGCUUUUACUACAUCUUUUGGGGAGAAAACCAACCAAGCAGCAGCAAAAGGAUGUUGCCUUGCCCGUGUGCCCAGCGAGAUAUGUCAGCUUAUGAGAAGUGCUGAGUAAUGCCUGCAGAGGAGUUCCAUACACAAAGUAAAUGGUAAUUAAAAUGUGCAGGAUGACAAAAUGGAGCAAACAGUGCUUGUACCACCAGGACCUGACAGCUUCAACUUCUUCACCAGAGAAUCUCUUGCGGCUAUUGAAAGGCGCAUUGCAGAAGAAAAGGCUAAGAAUCCUAAACCAGACAAAAAAGAUGAUGAUGAAAAUGGCCCAAAGCCCAACAGUGACUUGGAAGCUGGCAAGAACCUUCCAUUUAUUUAUGGAGACAUUCCUCCAGAGAUGGUGUCAGAGCCCCUGGAGGACCUGGACCCAUACUAUAUCAAUAAAAAAACUUUUAUAGUAUUGAAUAAAGGGAAGGCCAUCUUCCGGUUCAGUGCCACCUCCGCCCUGUACAUUUUAACUCCCUUCAAUCCUCUUAGGAAAAUAGCAAUUAAGAUUUUGGUACAUUCAUUAUUCAGCAUGCUAAUUAUGUGCACUAUUUUGACCAACUGUGUGUUUAUGACAAUGAGUAACCCUCCUGACUGGACAAAGAAUGUAGAGUACACCUUCACAGGGAUAUAUACUUUUGAAUCGCUCAUAAAAAUUAUUGCCAGAGGCUUCUGUUUAGAAGAUUUUACUUUCCUUCGAGAUCCAUGGAACUGGCUUGACUUCACUGUCAUUACCUUCGCAUAUGUGACAGAGUUUGUGGACCUGGGCAAUGUCUCAGCGUUGAGAACAUUCAGAGUUCUCCGAGCUUUGAAAACGAUCUCAGUCAUUCCAGGCCUGAAGACCAUCGUGGGGGCGCUGAUCCAGUCGGUGAAGAAGCUGUCCGAUGUCAUGAUCCUGACCGUGUUCUGUCUGAGUGUGUUUGCACUCAUAGGCCUGCAGCUCUUCAUGGGCAACCUGCGGAAUAAAUGUGUGCAAUGGCCUCCUACCAAUGCUUCCCUGGAGGAACACAGCAUAGAGAAGAAUGUUACCAUGGAUUACAAUGGCACACUUGUAAAUGAGACUGUGUAUGAGUUUGACUGGAAAUCAUAUAUUCAAGAUUCAAGGUAUCACUAUUUCCUGGAGGGUUUUUUAGAUGCUCUGCUAUGUGGAAAUAGCUCGGAUGCGGGCCAGUGUCCCGAAGGAUAUAUGUGUGUAAAAGCUGGUAGAAACCCUAAUUAUGGUUACACAAGCUUUGAUACCUUCAGUUGGGCAUUUUUAUCCCUGUUUCGACUGAUGACUCAGGACUUUUGGGAAAAUCUUUACCAACUGACUUUACGUGCUGCUGGGAAAACCUACAUGAUAUUCUUUGUGCUGGUCAUUUUCCUGGGCUCAUUCUAUCUAAUAAAUUUGAUCCUGGCUGUGGUGGCCAUGGCCUACGAGGAACAGAAUCAGGCCACCCUGGAAGAGGCUGAGCAGAAAGAGGCCGAAUUCCAGCAGAUGCUUGAACAGCUGAAAAAGCAGCAAGAGGCAGCUCAGCAGGCAGCCGCCACCACAGUCUCAGAACAUUCCAGAGAGCCCAGCGCGGCAGGCAGGCUCUCGGACAGCUCUUCCGAAGCCUCCAAGUUGAGUUCCAAAAGUGCUAAGGAAAGAAGAAACAGGAGGAAGAAAAGAAAACAAAAAGAGCAGUCUGGCGGAGAAGAGAAAGAUGAGGACGAGUUCCACAAAUCUGAGUCUGAAGACAGCAUCAGGAGGAAAGGGUUUCGCUUCUCCAUUGAAGGGAACCGACUGACGUACGAAAAGAGGUACUCUUCCCCACACCAGUCUUUACUGAGCAUCCGUGGCUCCCUAUUUUCUCCAAGGCGAAAUAGCAGAACAAGUCUUUUCAGCUUUAGAGGGCGAGCAAAGGAUGUGGGAUCUGAGAAUGAUUUUGCUGAUGAUGAGCACAGUACCUUUGAGGACAAUGAGAGCCGGAGGGAUUCCUUGUUUGUGCCCCGGCGACAUGGAGAGCGCCGCAACAGUAACCUGAGUCAGACCAGCAGGUCGUCCCGGAUGCUGGCCGUGUUCCCAGCGAAUGGCAAGAUGCACAGCACUGUGGAUUGCAAUGGUGUGGUUUCCUUGGUUGGUGGACCUUCAGUUCCUACAUCGCCUGUUGGACAGCUUCUGCCAGAGGUGAUAAUAGAUAAGCCAGCUACUGAUGACAAUGGAACAACUACUGAAACGGAAAUGAGAAAGAGAAGGUCAAGCUCUUUCCAUGUUUCUAUGGAUUUUCUAGAAGAUCCUUCACAAAGGCAAAGAGCAAUGAGUAUAGCCAGCAUCCUCACAAAUACCGUAGAAGAACUUGAAGAAUCCAGGCAGAAAUGCCCACCCUGUUGGUAUAAAUUUUCCAACAUAUUCUUAAUCUGGGACUGUUCUCCAUACUGGUUAAAAGUGAAACAUAUUGUCAACCUGGUCGUGAUGGACCCAUUUGUUGAUCUGGCCAUCACCAUCUGUAUUGUUUUAAAUACUCUCUUCAUGGCGAUGGAGCACUACCCCAUGACGGAGCAUUUCAAUAAUGUGCUUACAGUAGGAAAUUUGGUUUUCACUGGGAUCUUUACAGCAGAAAUGUUUCUGAAAAUUAUUGCCAUGGAUCCUUACUAUUAUUUCCAAGAAGGCUGGAAUAUCUUUGAUGGUUUCAUUGUGACACUUAGCCUGGUAGAGCUUGGUCUUGCCAAUGUGGAAGGAUUAUCAGUUCUCCGUUCAUUCCGAUUGCUCCGAGUUUUCAAGUUGGCAAAAUCUUGGCCAACAUUAAACAUGUUAAUAAAGAUCAUCGGCAACUCCGUGGGUGCUCUGGGUAACCUCACCCUGGUGCUGGCCAUCAUCGUGUUCAUCUUUGCCGUGGUCGGCAUGCAGCUCUUCGGGAAGAGCUACAAAGACUGUGUCUGCAAGAUUGCCAGUGACUGUAAACUCCCGCGCUGGCACAUGCACGACUUCUUCCACUCCUUCCUGAUUGUGUUCCGCGUGCUGUGUGGGGAGUGGAUAGAGACCAUGUGGGACUGCAUGGAGGUCGCUGGCCAAGCCAUGUGCCUUACUGUCUUCAUGAUGGUCAUGGUGAUUGGAAACCUAGUGGUCCUGAAUCUCUUUCUGGCUUUGCUUCUGAGCUCAUUUAGCGCAGACAACCUUGCAGCCACAGAUGAUGAUAAUGAAAUGAACAACCUUCAGAUUGCUGUGGACAGGAUGCAUAAGGGGAUAGCUUACGUGAAGAGAAAAAUAUAUGAAUUUAUUCAGCAGGCUUUUGUUAGGAAAAAAAAGAUUUUAGAUGAAAUUAAGCCACUUGAUGACUUAAACAACAAAAAGGACAGUUGUAUGUCCAACCAUACAGGAGAAAUUGGGAAGGACCUUGACUAUCUGAGAGAUGUAAAUGGAACUACAAGUGGCAUUGGAACUGGCAGCAGUGUUGAAAAGUACAUUAUAGAUGAAAGUGAUUAUAUGUCAUUCAUCAAUAAUCCCAGCCUUACUGUAACCGUACCAAUAGCUGUGGGAGAGUCUGACUUUGAAAAUUUAAACACAGAGGACUUUAGCAGUGAAUCUGAUCUGGAAGAAAGCAAAGAGAAACUUAAUGAAAGCAGCAGCUCAUCGGAAGGUAGCACUGUGGACAUCGGAGCCCCUGCGGAAGAACAGCCUGUUGUGGAACCCGAAGAAACUCUGGAACCCGAAGCCUGCUUCACAGAAGGCUGUGUGCAAAGAUUCAAGUGCUGCCAAAUCAGUGUGGAAGAAGGGAGGGGAAAACAGUGGUGGAACCUGAGGAGGACGUGCUUCCGAAUAGUUGAACAUAACUGGUUUGAGACCUUUAUUGUUUUCAUGAUUCUCCUUAGUAGUGGUGCUCUGGCAUUUGAAGAUAUAUAUAUUGAUCAACGAAAGACAAUCAAGACUAUGUUGGAAUAUGCUGACAAGGUCUUCACUUACAUCUUCAUUCUGGAAAUGCUUCUCAAGUGGGUGGCAUACGGAUAUCAGACAUAUUUCACUAAUGCCUGGUGUUGGCUGGACUUCUUGAUUGUUGAUGUUUCAUUGGUCAGCUUAACAGCAAAUGCCUUGGGUUACUCAGAACUGGGUGCCAUCAAAUCCCUCAGGACACUAAGAGCUCUGAGACCUCUAAGAGCUUUAUCACGAUUUGAAGGGAUGAGGGUGGUUGUGAAUGCCCUUUUAGGAGCGAUUCCAUCCAUCAUGAAUGUGCUUCUGGUUUGUCUUAUAUUCUGGCUAAUUUUCAGCAUCAUGGGCGUAAAUUUGUUUGCUGGCAAAUUCUACCACUGUGUUAACACCACAACUGGUGACAUGUUUGACAUCAGCGAAGUCAAUAACCAUUCUGAUUGCCUAAAACUCAUAGAAAGAAAUGAGACUGCCCGAUGGAAAAAUGUGAAAGUAAACUUUGAUAAUGUAGGAUUUGGGUAUCUCUCUUUGCUUCAAGUUGCCACAUUUAAGGGAUGGAUGGAUAUAAUGUAUGCAGCCGUUGAUUCCAGAAAUGUGGAACUCCAGCCUCAGUAUGAGGAGAGUCUGUAUAUGUACCUCUAUUUUGUUAUUUUCAUCAUCUUUGGGUCCUUCUUCACCUUGAAUCUGUUUAUUGGUGUCAUCAUAGAUAACUUCAACCAGCAAAAAAAGAAGUUUGGAGGUCAAGACAUCUUUAUGACAGAAGAACAGAAGAAAUACUAUAACGCAAUGAAAAAAUUGGGAUCAAAAAAGCCACAAAAGCCUAUACCUCGACCAGGAAAUAAAUUUCAAGGGAUGGUCUUUGACUUUGUAACCAGACAAGUUUUUGACAUCAGCAUCAUGAUCCUCAUCUGCCUCAACAUGGUCACUAUGAUGGUGGAAACAGACGACCAGAGUGAAUAUGUGACCAAUAUUCUGUCACGAAUCAAUCUGGUGUUCAUUGUGCUGUUCACGGGAGAGUGUGUGCUGAAGCUCAUCUCCCUCCGCCAUUAUUAUUUUACCAUUGGCUGGAAUAUUUUUGAUUUUGUGGUCGUCAUUCUAUCCAUUGUAGGUGACCCUAAUAAAGUUAACCCCGGAAGCUCAGUGAAGGGUGACUGUGGGAAUCCAUCUGUUGGGAUUUUCUUUUUCGUCAGUUACAUCAUCAUUUCCUUUCUGGUCGUGGUGAACAUGUACAUCGCUGUCAUCCUUGAGAACUUCAGUGUUGCCACUGAAGAAAGUGCAGAGCCCCUGAGUGAGGAUGACUUUGAGAUGUUCUACGAGGUUUGGGAGAAGUUUGACCCUGAUGCAACCCAAUUCAUGGAAUUUGAAAAACUCUCUCAGUUUGCAGCUGCCCUUGAACCUCCUCUUAAUUUACCACAACCAAACAAACUCCAACUCAUUGCCAUGGAUUUGCCUAUGGUGAGUGGUGACCGAAUCCAUUGUUUGGACAUUUUAUUUGCUUUUACAAAGCGGGUUCUAGGAGAGAGUGGAGAGAUGGAUGCCCUGCGGAUACAGAUGGAAGAGAGAUUCAUGGCUUCCAAUCCCUCCAAGGUCUCUUAUCAGCCAAUCACUACUACAUUAAAAAGGAAGCAAGAAGAAGUAUCUGCUGUUAUCAUUCAGCGAGCAUAUAGGCGCCACCUUCUGAAGCGAACUGUAAAACAAGCUUCAUUUACCUACAAUAAAAACAAACUGAAAGGUGGGGCUAAUCUUCUUGUAAAAGAAGACAUGAUAAUUGACAGAAUAAAUGAAAACUCUAUUACAGAGAAAACCGAUCUGACUAUGUCCACUGCAGUUUGUCCACCCUCCUAUGACAGGGUGACAAAGCCAAUUGUAGAAAAACACGAGCAGGAAGGAAAAGAUGAAAAAGCCAAAGGAAAAUAAACAAAGACAAAUACAAAUAAUCGGGUGACAAAUUGUUUACAGCCUGUGAAGGUGAUGUAUUUUUGUCAACAGAACUCCUUUAGGAGGUCAAUGCCAAACAGACUGUUUUUACAUAAAUCUACUUAAGGUCAGUGCCUACAUAAGACAGUGACCCCUUGUUGGCAAACUGUGUGUGACUGUGUAAGGAGAAAUGACCUUAACAGGAGGUUACUGUUCCCACUACCAGCUGACACUGCUGAAGACAAGGGACAAAGUGGCUACUCAGACUUUGGGACCAGUUUAAAGGGGUGCAAACCUAUAAUUUGGGGGUUGUUUAACAUGAAACACUUUAGUGUAGUAAUUGUAUCCACUGUUUGCAUUUCAACUGCCACAUUUGUCACAUUUUUACAAACUCUGUUCGUGGAUUCAUCUUUUUUUUAAUCCAUAUGUUGUUUGUUAUAUGUGACUAUUUUUGUAAACAGUGUUUCUGUUUGGAAAUAGACUAAAGGACCUCCUUUACAGGUACGUAUGUCACCUGUGGGUAUGGCAACCACAUGGCCCUCCCAUCUACGCAAAGUUGUAGUUUGCAUGAGGGCAUGUAGCACUUACAGAUCAUGCAUGAGAAAUUGUCACAAGGAAAACAACAACAGUUCUUAAAUAGCUCUUAAAUCUUGCCUGUGUCUCUGGGAGGGGUAAGCGGUGAUAGCUGGACCAUAUGUUUUCUGAAGUAGUUUGUUUUGAGGUAGAUCAUUAAGUCUUAGGAUAGGUGCAAAUUUCACUCAAAUGUCUGGAAUCAUAAAUGUUGUAUUUCUUUUGAUUGCAUUGAAAAAAAAAAUCUCUACACAAUGAAAUUUGCUACCCACCCCCGACCUCCAGAAGACUGAAAUGACCAAAAGAACCCUUUAUAAAUUCUGCUUCAGCCUGCACUUUGUUUAGCCAUCUUCAGCUCUCAGCAAGGUUGACAUUGUGUAUGUAAAUGAAAUGCUAUUUAUUAUGUAAAUAGUCAUUUUACCCUGUGGUGCACGUUUGAGCAAACAAAUAAUGACGUAAGCACAGUAUUUAUUGCAUCAAAUAUGUACCACAAGAAACGUAGAGUGCAAGCUUUAUACAGGUAAUGUAACGUAUUCUGUACCAUUAUAGGUAGUUUGGAUGCUAGCAAUGCAUGUCUGUACUACGACACCACUGUAUCCGGUUUCUCACACCGCUCAAAAUCUCCCUGAUGGGAAACCGUAUGCCAAUGGCAAAACCAAGAAAACCAUUCAACCGGUCUCAUUCCUUUAAGCCAUUAAGCAAUAGUUUGCAGCACUUUAACAAUUUUUGGUUAUUUUUAAAUUUUAAGUGGAUAAUAUACGGUGUAUAGCUAGACUGUACAGACAUCUUUUAAAAAAUGCUUAACCUAUUAAAAAUGUGUUUAGAAUUUUAUAAGCAAAUAUAAAUACUGUAAAAAGUCACUUUAUUUUAUUUUUCAGCUUUAUGUACAUAAAUAUGAAGAGGAAAUUGUCUUCAGAUUGAUAUCACAAUCACUUUUGUUACUUUCUGUCCAUAGUACUUUUUCAUGGAAGAUAUUUGCUAAAUAAGAAAUGAAAAUAAGACCGGGUAAUUGUAGACUUCCGCUUUUUUAUUAUAUUUGCUAAUUUUAGAUUGUUUCAUAAUUUUAAGGGGCAAAACAGAUUCACAACUCACAUCUGAAUUAUGCUUUGCAAUGGGAAAAAUAAAACUUUUCUUUGUUUCUGGCAAUGCCUGCAAUAACUGAUGGAAAAUAGUGCUUACUUGUCACUUUGUCUUUUUAAUUCUUCCUGAUUUUUGUUUAUGUUCUCAUUUCUUUGGAGUCGCGCCGUCUAAAUUGUCCUAAAUGCAAUGUGGGCUUCACAAUUUUUCCCCACAAAAACAGAGAGUAGCGAACUUAUAUAGUCAAUUACAUCGGGACAUCUUGUGUUUCUUAUAGAAGCAAACCAUAGGCUCCUUUUCUUAAAAAUACUUAAAUUGUAUUCGUGAAGUGCAUGCUGGAAAAUGCUACUAUUACCCUAAAUGAUGCUAACUAACAUUAAAAAUGUGCAAAACCAAUAAAGA